Messenger RNA from Nematostella vectensis (starlet sea anemone), 1203 nucleotides. RefSeq lists its product as uncharacterized. The record is from RefSeq and is a predicted model, not a curated record. Lineage: Eukaryota; Metazoa; Cnidaria; Anthozoa; Actiniaria; Edwardsiidae. Gene Ontology annotation, molecular function: nucleic acid binding. The transcript has a single exon. Gene Ontology annotation, biological process: DNA integration. The coding region runs from base 1 to 1203 and encodes 400 amino acids.
AUGCUUAGACUUAUACAGUAUGACAUUGAAGUUGUAUAUAAGAAGGGCAAGGAGAUGUACAUAGCUGAUACUUUAUCUCGUGCAUACUUGCCUGAUGAUACUGAACACAAGGAUAGUUUUGCUAAGAUUAAUGCUGUUGGUCACCUAAGAAUUAGAGAAGAAAGGCUUAAACAGCUAAAGAAAGCCACUGAAAUGGAUGAUACUCUGCAAACUCUGAAAUCAGUCAUUCUUAAAGGAUGGCCAGACUCGAGACAGGAACUGCCUACUCAGGUUACACCAUACUUUUCAUAUAGAGAUGAACUGACCUUACAUGAUGGAUUGAUCUUCAAGGGAGAACGAGUCAUCGUUCCUGAGAGCAUGCGUAAGGAGAUCAAAGACCAUCAUCACAUAUCACAUCUUGGAGGUGAGAGUAUGUUAAGACGUGCACGUGAAUGCAUAUUUUGGCCUGGUAUGUCUGCAGAAAUCAAACAGCUAGCAAGUGUUUGUGAUGCCUGUCAAACAUUUGCUAAAGCUCAACAGAAAGAAACACUCAUAACUAUAGAAGCUAAAGCACCAUGGGAAAUUGUUGGUGUUGAUUUAUUCUCAUGGAACAACAAAGACUACCUACUAACAAUUGACUAUUUUAGUGGAUACUGGGAAGUUGACCUUCUUAAGAAAACUGACUCCCCUGCAGUGAUUAGGAAACUGAAACAACACUUCUCAAGAUAUGGUGUUCCUGUACAACUAGUCAGUGAUGGAGGACCUCAGUUUGAUGCCAAAGAGUUUGAGGACUUUGCUUAUGAAUGGGACUUUGAGCAUAAUCUAUCUUCACCUGGGCAUCCAAAUGCAAAUGGAAAAGUUGAGUCUGGGGUAAAAGCAGCAAAGGCUAUGCUCUCAAAAUGUGCUCAAGACAAAACAGACCCCCAGCUAGCACUCCUUGAGAUAAGAAACACACCAACCCAAGGAGCAGGAAGCAGCCCAGCCCAAUGCCUUCUCAAUCGUCGAACUAAAUCUAUAUUACCCAUGACUGAUGUACAACUCCAACCUAGGGGAAUGGAUUUUCUGAAGGAGGACCGGUGUCGGCUCAAGUUGGAACAACAACGACAGUGUAAGAACUAUAACAAGAAUGCUAAGGAUCUUGGAAUUUUGCAAGAGGGGGAUACUAUCAGACUGAAACCUUUUAGAAAAGGCAACAAAAAAAUGGGAAAAGGGUGUGGUUGUUAG